Molecule: messenger RNA, 1073 nt
Organism: Drosophila santomea
Lineage: Eukaryota; Metazoa; Arthropoda; Insecta; Diptera; Drosophilidae
Gene: mtTFB1
Product: dimethyladenosine transferase 1, mitochondrial
Exons: 1
Coding region: 1-993 (330 amino acids)
Biological process (GO): transcription initiation at mitochondrial promoter; rRNA methylation
Cellular component (GO): mitochondrial matrix
Molecular function (GO): mitochondrial transcription factor activity; rRNA (adenine-N6,N6-)-dimethyltransferase activity
Source: RefSeq, a predicted model, not a curated record
AUGGCCCAAGCUAGUGCCCGUGUGCUUCAGAGCGGCGUGCGCCUGCCUCCAAUGCCCACAAUUCGGGAGCUGGUGAAGCUCUACAGACUACAGGCCCGAAAACAACUUAGCCAGAACUUUCUCAUGGACGAGCGGCUGACGGACAAGAUAGUCAAGUCGGCGGGUCGCAUCGAUCCCAGAGAUUUAGUUUUAGAGGUCGGUCCCGGGCCGGGCGGUAUCACCCGUUCUAUUCUGCGGCGGCACCCACAGCGAUUGCUGCUUGUGGAAAAGGAUCCGCGCUUUGGCGAAACACUGCAGUUGCUUAAGGAGUGCGCUAGUCCACUAAACAUCCAGUUCGAUAUCCACUAUGAUGACAUCUUGCGCUUUAACAUGGAGCAGCACAUCCCGGACACCUCACAGCGGAUCCAUCUGAUUGGCAAUCUGCCGUUCGCCAUAUCCACUCGACUGUUGAUCAAUUGGCUAGAGGAUUUGUCUUGCAGGCGUGGUGCUUUCCGGCGCAUCGACACCUGUAUGACUCUGACCUUCCAGAAAGAGGUGGCCGAUCGAAUUUGUGCCCCUGUAGGCGGCGAACAGCGCUGCAGGCUGUCGGUGAUGUCGCAGGUGUGGACAGAACCCGUCAUGAAGUUCACCAUACCGGGCAAAGCGUUCGUUCCAAAGCCACAGGUGGAUGUGGGCGUCGUCAAGCUAAUUCCCCUAAAGCGCCCCAAGACGCAAUUGCCGUUUCCCCUUGUUGAGCGCGUGGUGCGUCACAUCUUUAGCAUGCGCCAGAAGUACUGUCGCCGAGGCUUUGGAACCCUUCUUCCUCCUGAUGAUCGCGAGGAGGUUACGCAAAAGCUCUUCCAGCGCGCCGAGGUACAGGAUACGCUGCGUUCCUUUGAACUCACGGUGGAGCAGUGUUUGCGGUUGGCCGAAGUCUAUUCGGAACAUCUGGUGUCGCGACCCGAGGUGGCUGCCUAUGAUUACCGAGCGCCCAAGAAUGCGGAGGUCCUUUAAAGCAACGAUUUCACUCCUGUUUAUAAAUAUGGUAAAAUGUAUUUAAUUAGUUGAGUAAACACAAGACUCUAAAAGCUGUA